AUCAGUACUACCAAUUUUGGAAAAAAAAAAUUAUUUUUUCUUCUUCACUCGGCUUUGUUAAUUUAUCUGCAAACGCACGUUCUCAGAAACUAGUACAUGGCUAAUGAUGAGGUGAUUCUGUUGGAUUUCUGGGCUAGCAUGUUUGGUAUGAGGUUAAGGAUUGCACUUGCUGAAAAAGAGAUAAAAUAUGAGUACAAAGAAGAAGAGGGGCUGAUUACUAACAAAAGUUCUCUGCUUUUAGAGAUGAAUCCUAUACACAAGAAAGUUCCAGUUUUGAUUCAUAAUGGAAAACCAAUUUGUGAGUCUAUUAUUGGAGUUGAGUAUAUUGAGGAAGUUUGGAAGGAUAAAACCCCUUUGCUCCCUUCUGAUCCUUAUGAGAGGGCACAAGCUAGGUUUUGGGCUGAUUACAUUGACAAGAAGUUAUAUGUUUCUUCAAGGAAGAUAUGGGGAACAAAGGGAGAAGAGCAGGAGGCAGGUAAGAAAGAUUUCAUUGAAGUCCUUAAAGUGUUGGAGGGAGAACUAGGAGAGAUGCCUUACUUUGGAGGAGAUAAUUUUGGUUUUGUGGAUAUUGCUCUCAUUGGGUUCUAUAGUUGGUUUUAUGCUUAUGAGACUUAUGGUAACUUCAGCACAGAGGCUGAGUGUCCAAAGUUUGUGGCUUGGGCCAAAAGGUGCAUGCAGAGGGACAGUGUGGCUAAGUCUUUGCCUGACCAACAGAAGGUCCUUGAGUUUGUAAAGACUCUUAGGCACAAGUUUGGAAUUGAAUAAACAUAUGGACCAUGAUUGUGCUAAUAAAGACGCUUCGCCCUUCUUGUGUUGUUGUUUCAGAUUUGAAAUGUUUGUUUGGUCAUAAUGUAAGUCAGUUCUACUUUUAAUUGUAAUGAAAGACUCUUAGAUCUGUUUGGUUGAGUCUUGACUUUCUGUCAUAUAUGUAUGGUAUGAUUCUGGGGAUUUUCCUCUUUGAAAUGAGAAGUAAUCAGUUUUUCCCA
This is a messenger RNA of Solanum stenotomum, 986 nucleotides long. Its product is annotated as probable glutathione S-transferase. Gene Ontology annotation, molecular function: glutathione transferase activity. The record is from RefSeq and is a predicted model, not a curated record. The coding region runs from base 97 to 765 and encodes 222 amino acids. Gene Ontology annotation, cellular component: cytoplasm. Gene Ontology annotation, biological process: glutathione metabolic process. NCBI's taxonomy places the organism in Eukaryota, Viridiplantae, Streptophyta, Magnoliopsida, Solanales, Solanaceae. The transcript is spliced from 3 exons.